AGGCUGCACUGUCUUUCCCGCCAUGUCGUUUGUGGAGAGCGGGAGGCUCUCGGCUCCGCUGCGCCGCACUGGGACUCCGGCCCAACUUUCUCGGCCGAUGUAUUCAGCCUUUUCUCAGGGGGACGGUUGGGGUGAGGGCGAGGUCGACGAGGAGGAGGGAUGCGGCCAAGUUGCCCGUGACCUGCGGGCGGAGUUCUCGGCUGGGGCGUCCUCGGAGCCCAGGAAGACCUCGUUACUCCCUUCGGUCGGGGAUGGGUCGCCAGUUCUGCCAGAUAAACGGAAUGGCAUCUUCCCGGCGACUGCGGGCGGCCGAGGCCCGGUUCGGCGAUGGCCUGUCCAGGUCCUCUCUGUGCUCUGUUCGCUGUUAUUCGCCGCCCUUCUCGCUUUCCUCCUUGCCAUCGCCUACCUGAUCGUGAAAGAGUUACAUGCUGAGAAUCUGAAGAAUGAAGAUGAUGUAGACACUGGGCUAUUAGGAUUCUGGAGUCUGCUUAUAAUAUCCCUAACUGCAGGAUUCUCCUGUUGCAGCUUUUCUUGGACAGUGACUUACUUUGAUUCUUUUGAACCAGGAAUGUUUCCUCCUACUCCCCUUUCACCUGCCAGAUUCAAGAGACUGACUGGACAUUCUUUCCACAUGGGCUAUAGCAUGGCAAUUUUGAAUGGCAUUGUUGCUGCUCUUACUGUAGCAUGGUGUCUCAUGUAA
Messenger RNA from Orycteropus afer afer, 700 nucleotides. It is a transcript of the gene ARL6IP6, whose product is annotated as ADP ribosylation factor like GTPase 6 interacting protein 6. The record is from RefSeq and is a predicted model, not a curated record. Lineage: Eukaryota; Metazoa; Chordata; Mammalia; Tubulidentata; Orycteropodidae.